Molecule: messenger RNA, 4304 nt
Organism: Acipenser ruthenus (sterlet)
Lineage: Eukaryota; Metazoa; Chordata; Actinopteri; Acipenseriformes; Acipenseridae
Gene: ddx11
Product: DEAD/H (Asp-Glu-Ala-Asp/His) box helicase 11
Exons: 27
Coding region: 265-2955 (896 amino acids)
Biological process (GO): nucleobase-containing compound metabolic process; establishment of sister chromatid cohesion
Cellular component (GO): nucleus
Molecular function (GO): DNA binding; DNA helicase activity; ATP binding
Source: RefSeq, a predicted model, not a curated record
UGAUGAUUCUCUACUGAGUCACGAUUGGCUCUUCUGGCACCAUUAACUCUCUCCGAGCUGUGAUUGGUUGGCGGCUAUCCCAAAGCUUUCUCUCUAUACCCGCGCUUUUUGCAAAGAAGUGUCUCUGUCUGGGGAGAGGGUCUGUAUAUAGUGUAAAUAAAAGAAACCUUGAUCACUUUAUCCAGAAGAAACGUGCCGUACUGUUUGGGCCUGAUCGCAUAAAUCGGGUCGUUUUCUGCCUUUUGGUCGACAGUCUUUUCCAGGAUGUCUGAGGCUUCCCCCCGCUUCCCGUUUCCAUACCAACCGUAUUCCAUCCAGGAGCAGUUCAUGGAAUCCUUGUACAGCGCUCUAGAUCAAGGGAAGAUCGGGAUCUUUGAGAGCCCAACUGGGACGGGGAAGUCUCUGAGUCUGAUCUGUGGUGCCCUCUCCUGGCUGCGUGAUGAGGAGGAGCGUAAAAGGCAGGAGGCGGCUGUGCUGCUGGCUGUGCCGGGGGUCUCUCCCCACACGCAGCCCUCCUCUGCCAGCCGGGACAGCCCCCACUCUCCCAGCGAGCCAGGCUGGAUCACAGACUUCGUGCAGAAGAAGGCAGAGAGGGACCUGGUGAACAAGCUAAAGGAGGAGGAGCUGAGGAGGAAGAGGAGAGAGGAGCGUCUGGAGCAGAUUAGACACAACACGGGGCUGCGCUACGCAAUGAAACGCAAGAAGAGCAAUGAAGACUUGGAGGCUGUGCAGCUGCUCCAGCGCAGUCAGGAGAUGAUGACAUCAGAGGGGGGCGGGCUGGAGGACAGGGAGGAGGAGGAGCUUAUCGUGGCAGAGUACGAGAGCGACGACGACACAAAGAAGCAGCAGAAUAGCUAUGAUGAUGAAGACGAUGAUUUGGAAGAAGAGCAUGUGACCAAGAUAUAUUACUGCAGCCGGACUCACUCCCAGCUCUCCCAGUUUGUACACGAGGUCCAGAAGAGCCCAUUUGGCAAAGACACCAGACUGGUAUCACUGGCAUCUAGACAGAAUCUGUGCAUCAAUGAGGAGGUGCGACGGCUCGGCUCUGUGCAGCUCAUCAACGAGCGGUGCAUGGAGAUGCACAAGAACAAACACUCAGAAGGGAAGGCCCCUGAGGAUGAGGAGCCCCGGAAACGGAGGGGCCCGAGGAAGGCAGUGUGCCCGUUCUCGUCACCUCCGGCGAUGCAGACCCUCCGAGACCAGGCCCUGGCGCAGGUGCGGGACAUUGAGCAGCUCGUCACGCUGGCCAAGCAGAACAGAGCCUGUCCUUACUACGGGGGCCGCCUCGCCAUCCCUGCAGCACAGCUGGUGGUGCUGCCCUAUCAAACUCUGCUUCACGAGUCAACACGCCGCGCCUCUGGGAUCAAACUGAAGGACCAGAUUGUGAUCAUCGAUGAAGCUCAUAACCUCAUUGACACCAUCACCUGCAUCCACAGCACCCUGGUCACUGGAGCUCAGCUCUGCUGUGCUCACUCUCAGCUGACCCAGUACAUGGAGAGAUACAGGAGCCGACUGAAAGCCAAGAACCUGAUGUACAUCAAACAGAUCUUGUAUGUACUGGAGAGCCUGGUGCGAGUGCUGGGAGGCAAAGUUGGACAGAACCCCAAUACGCAGGUCGUAACAGAGCCAGGGACGGAGCUGCAGUCGAUCAAUAAUUUCCUGUUCAAGGCGCAGAUUGACAAUAUUAACCUGUUCAAGGUUCAGCGGUAUUAUGAGAAAAGCAUGAUCAGCAGGAAGCUGAGUGGAUUUGUAGAGAAGUUCCAGGGGGGCACAGUCCAGCCCACCAACAAGGAAAACCGCUCGACCGCGGGGCUCGAGAGAUUCCUGCAGUCCAUCAGAGCCGGGGGCGCCCCCGAGGUUCACUCUCCAGACCAGACGGGGGCAAUGGAGGAUGGGCAGCCCGGCAUGGCCUCUCCCAUGAUGCAGAUAGAAGGGUUCCUCUUCGCACUGACCAACGCCAACAAGGACGGGAGAGUGGUGCUGCACAGGCAGGGCUCGCUGGCUCAGAGCAGCCUGAAGUUCCUGAUGCUGAACCCUGCUGUCCACUUCUCCGCAGUGCUCCAGCAGUGCAGAGCCGUGAUCAUCGCAGGGGGGACCAUGCAGCCAGUGGCUGAUUUCAAGGAGCAGUUGCUGCUGUCUGCAGGGGUGGGGCCGGAGCGCAUUGCAGUGUUCUCUUGCGGUCAUGUGAUCCCACCCAACAAUAUUCUACCCAUCAUCCUGUGCAGCGGCCCCUCUGGGCAGCAGCUGGAGUUCACCUAUCAGAAACGGGACACGCCCCACAUGAUGGAUGAGACGGGCCGGAUCCUGUCCAACCUGUGCAACGUGGUGCCGGGCGGCGUGGUCUGCUUCUUCCCCUCCUACGAGUACGAGAAGCGGAUCCACGCUCACUGGGAGCAGACCGGGCUCCUAGCUCGCCUCUCUGCCAAGAAGAAGAUUUUCCAGGAGCCAAAGAAAGCCAGCCAGGUGGAGCAGGUGCUGGCGGAGUACUCCCGGUGCAUACAGCGCUGCAGCCCAUCUGCCGGCCCCCUGACCGGAGCUCUGCUGUUCUCGGUGGUUGGAGGGAAGAUGAGCGAGGGGAUCAACUUCUCAGAUGAGCUGGGCAGGUGUGUUGUCAUGGUGGGGAUGCCGUACCCCAAUAUCAAGUCCCCUGAGCUGCAGGAGAAGAUGGCCUAUCUGGACAAAACCAUGCCCAGAGUAGGAGGUGUGAGUCCGGGGAAGGCGCUGAUUGAAAACCUCUGUAUGAAGGCUGUGAACCAGUCCAUCGGCCGAGCGAUCCGUCACCGUGGCGACUACGCCAGUGUCCUGCUCCUGGACCAGCGGUACUCCCGGGCCGGCCCGCUCUCCAAGCUGCCCCAGUGGAUCCGGAGCAGCACCCAGGUGCAGCCUUCCUUCGGCCCUGCCUUCGCCUCGCUCCGCAAGUUCUUCAUGGAAAAGAAGACCCUGAGUAAAUCGUAGUGGCCCUGAGGAGCCUCAGCGAGGCAGGACCACGAAGGCAGCUGAAGACAGACUUGCCUCAGUCUGGCUGUUUUAAUAGAGAUGUGAUUGCAUGACAAACAACAGACACCUAGAGCUUGCUUUUGAGGUGCAAGCCAUACCCUUUUCAUACAGGACAUCACAUUCUCCACUGUUUCAGUUACCAAUCUCGGGCAGCUGUUAACGUGCAUUCUGAACACACUUCAAUGCUGCAUAGGACAUCAAGCCCUGGCAUCCCCUUCAGUCAGUGUGUGCAUGACUCUACCAUGUUCAGUUAACUAUCGAUGUAUCUGUUUUAUAAUACAUAUAUGCUUUUUCAAAGUUUUGGCAGUACAACUUGUCGAACUCCACAGAGCUCACACAAACUGUUACCAUUUCUCAAAAUUAAAAUUAAAAAAAUCGUGACCAAAGGGGAUGAAAUCAGCUCCAUAUCCUACAUUCCCAAACUCCAGGGUACGCUGGCCUUCGUGUAUGGAAAACAGUUCCAGGGAAAUGAUUUAUUAAUCCCAAAGUUUUGUUUUAAGUUUUCUUUAACAGCAAUCAACACUUAAAACAGCAGGUACCACUGACCAGUACUGGUUCCCUUCAGUAGAUACGUGCCUUUUGCAAUGCCUGUCUGGUUGGCCAUUUAAAUCUUGUAGAGUACAAAAGCAAGACCUAACUUAGGUACCUACAACAUGUUGUGUUGUCUUGAAGGCAGGCCCCACCGUGACUUAAGAAUUUGAGCAGGGCUGCCUGUAGACUGUAGUUUAAAAAAGAUUCUGUAAUUUUUCAGUAAAAUUCGGAAUAAACCGAAAUUGUGGAACACUAAUUAUACUCAGGAACGUCAGUGGAAUAUAAGUCAGCCCAUUAUUGGAUCUGCAUUUUUAAAUGGUUAAAUGCAUUUUGAUACUUCUUUGUACAUUUGGAUUGUUUUGUAGAAAUACUGAUUUUAGUAUUUUGGAAUCAGGUUUUUGUAAGUUACUCUGCCUUUGCAGUUGUUUUAAAGAAUGUUUGAAAAAAAAAAUACAGAACAGCGCUAUCUAUACAUGGCUCUGGCCAAAAGUGUUGCAUCACUUAGAAUUUUAGGAUUGAGAAAAAAUAUAUAUAUACUGGUAUGAACAUAAUUGAGUUAUUUUAUUUAACAUUACGUAAUCAAAGACUAUAAUCAAAAUUCAAUCGCAAAAAGCCUACCCGAAGCCAUAAUAGUAUUUUACGGAGACUUUAUGAAGCAAAAUUAUUCAGGGUGAUGCUAAACUUUUGGCCAUAGCUGUAUAUCAGAUGCAAAACAGUGACAAGUGUUUGUGUGAUUUCAGUUUUAUAUUAAAUACUCAAAUAUAAAAGCCUCCAAA